AUGUCAUAUACAAUCCACCCCACUCAACUCUCUCCCUUCCUCACUAAUGAGCAGACCCCACUCAUCAGCAUCUUCUUCCUCCUGGCGGGGGAGCAGGCGCGCCCCUCUCCACCCCCCUCUCUCCUCCUCCGCCCAAACCGAGGAUGCCCGCAGGGCAUCUCGCGCGCACUGGCGACUGCGGAGCUCGCGCUCUCGCACUCGCCCACGGCCCCACUUCUCUCCUCCUCCCGCCAUGGGAGCAAGCGCGCCCCUCUCUGCCCCCUUCUCUCCUCCUUCACCCAAAACGAGGCCGCCUACGGGGGAGCUCGUGUGUGCACCGGCGGUGGCCUUCUUACCGUCCUCAAGCCCCACCUUGACGCUGUCGUUGCUGGGAUUGAGCGCGAGCCCCUUCUCAUAGGCGGCGACGGCGCUGGCAGCGUCUCCAAGGCCGAUAAUGUCAAUGCAAGGUACCCAGCGCGUCUCAAGGAGACGAGGAAUGUCAACUCCCAGUGCCCUGGGGGCGGGGCUGCAGCUGUGCAAGCAUCCGGCAAUGUGACCAUUCCGUCUGCCGCCACGCUUGCCCACUGUCCCAAGAUGUGUGGCGACAUUAUCUUUGACUACCCGUUCGGCAUCGGCGCCGGCUGUUUCCGGGACCCUGACUUUGAGGUCAUCUGCAACCACAGCACUCAGCCCCCAAGGCUCUUCCUCAACGACGGCGACACCGAGCUCGUUGACGGCAUCUCUUUUUCUUUACCCGCUAAUAGUUUAGACGUCGCCUUUUCUCGGUCAAUCCCCAUGAUUUCCGACAUCGAUGUGUACAACGUGUCAUGGACAGCACCUGGCCGAUCUUUUGUCGCCUCGCAAAUACAACUAAACUUCACUGGCUGUGACUUCGAUAUAUAUUGGCUGCGUGACAUUGACUCAAGGGCUUUGGUAUGUGCGGUUACCUGCCCUAGCGAAGGGAUCACGGAGACCAUUGCAAGGCAAAGUUGCGAUGGCAUCGGGUGUUGCAGUAGUACAUUUCCAACAGGUGGUAUUUCAAGCUUGAAGUUCCAGUUCGUCAGGCGCAACAGCAAGGUUGAAGGUCACGCAAGAACUGAAGGGAGGACUAAUCGGAGCUCUCUAUGGGACAGAAUCAGCGUUGAAACCUAUUUUAUGUUGCUUUCUUGGGGUGUCGUGUUGGAUCAACAACCAGAUUGUGCCGCGGCGGCAAAGAACAAAACCAGCUAUGCUUGUGUCAGUGAGCACAGCACAUGCACAUAUGAAUUGAAUGGAAUGUACCCUUCAUACAUGUGUAAGUGCCGUGAUGGGUAUAAUGGCAAUCCUCAUGUGCUUGGUGGCUGCUUGCCUGGGUACAAUCCAAAUCCACAGAAGGUGAACUGUAGCCGAUCAUGUGGGAACAUCAGUGUUCCAUUCCCUUUCGGUCUGGAAGAAGGCUGCUCUGCGAGGGAAGAAUUUCUGCUCAACUGCACUGACGCGGUGUCCUCCACGCUUAUGUAUGGUUGGGAUCAAUACGUGUCGGAAAUCAAUGUUGGCAAAGGCAUCAUGGCCAUUAGUUCUGAUGCUUUUCCAGUUUUCGGUACUCUCUACGCUCAGUCUACAGCCCCUCAAGAUUUGCACUGGGCGGUAGCCAAUCAGAGCUGCCAACAGGCGCAACAGGAUAUCUAUGCAUAUGCAUGUGUUAGUGCAAACAGUACAUGCUUGGGCGUCAACUCAACAGAAAAAUUCGUUAGUAAUACCUACGUUGGCUAUCGAUGCAAAUGUGUGGAUGGCUUUGAUGGAAACCCGUAUAUCCUGAACGGUUGCCAAGAUAUUGAUGAAUGUGAAACAACGCCAGGCAUUUGCGGAGGGCCCUGCCGCAAUACCGUAGGAGGUUAUUACUGUACAAAAUGCCCUGGCAAAACACAAUACUAUGACACAACAAAGAAGCAGUGCACUCAAGCAAAAAGGCAACCAAGUCUUCUGUUUGGUAUUGUUAUUGGGUUUGGUGCUGGCUUCGGAAUUCUACUUCUUGGCUUGUCUACCCUACUCUUUGCCAAUAGAUGGAGAGGAGAAGUCGAAAAGAAGCAGCGUAGGAAGAAUUUCCUGGAGAACCAGGGACUUCUAUUAGAGCAAUUAAUAUCAUCAGAUGAAAAUGCUAGUGACAAGACAAAGAUAUUCUCUUUGCAAGAGCUCGAAAAAGCCACAAACAACUUUGAUAACACACGUAUCCUUGGUCGUGGUGGGCAUGGUAUGGUUUACAAAGGCAUCUUAUCUGAUCAACGUGUGGUGGCUAUAAAAAGGUCAAUGAUAAUCAAGCAGAGUGAGAUCAAUGAAUUCAUCAAUGAAGUUGCCAUUCUUUCCCAAAUAAACCAUCGAAAUAUCGUAAAACUAUUUGGUUGUUGUCUGACUUUGUUCCCACUAUUGGUAUAUGACUUUGUUCCCAACGGUUCACUAUACCAAAUUCUUCAUUCGGCUACAAGUAGUGGCUUCCUUUUGUCUUGGGAUGAUUGUCUAAGAAUUGCAACAGAAGCUGCAGGAGCUCUUUCUUAUCUUCACUCCUCAGCUUCAGUAUCAGUCUUCCACCGUGACGUUAAGUCAUCUAACAUACUCCUUGAUGCAAACUACACUGCCAAAGUUUCAGAUUUUGGAGCUUCAAGAUUGGUUUCUAUUGACCAAACACAUGUCUCUACGCUUGUACAAGGCACAUUGGGCUACUUAGAUCCAGAAUAUUACCAUACUGGACACCUUAAUGAAAAGAGUGAUGUCUACAGUUUCGGGGUUGUGCUUCUAGAGCUGCUGCUCAGGAGGGAGCCUAUUUUUACAAGUGAGUCAGGCUCAAAACACAACCUAUCUAGUUACUUUCUUUGGGAAUUCAAGACAAGGCCAAUCAAGGAGAUAGCUGCAACUCAAGUUCGAGAAGAAGCAAGUGAGGAAGAGAUUAAAAGUGUCGCCUCCCUUGCGGAGAUGUGCUUGAGGCUUCGAGGUGAAGAGAGACCUACAAUGAAGGAAGUUGAGAUGGCAUUGCAAACCAUGCGAGCAAAAAGGUUCAAGUCAUACCAAGCCGCUCAUGAGAAUGGUAAAGAGAUGCAUGGGUUGAUACGUUUAAGAGCUAAAGAUAGUAGUGAUCAUUCAUUUGCUCAAGUUGGCUAUAGUGUGGACCAACCAAGCCAAAGGUGGUGCAGUUUGGAGCAAGAGUUCAUAUCAUCUGGGGGGGUACCUCGAUAGAAACAUACGUGGACUCCUGAAUGUGGUCCACUUUCAGCUAUUAAUCCACAAUAUCCCACUGAAGUGCAUUGCCCUUUGUACUUUGAUGUAUCUGCUUUGGUUGUCCUUUUGGAUAUGUUGUACAGUAUAUUAUUUUUUUUCCUAGCUAAGCACCCCGUGAUGUAUUGUAUUCUUACCUUGUUUUGGCACUAAUUUGCUGUGAGAUGCAACACGCCAUCAAGACAGGUAAGCCCAGUUGCACACUUGCU
Molecule: messenger RNA, 3434 nt
Organism: Panicum hallii
Lineage: Eukaryota; Viridiplantae; Streptophyta; Magnoliopsida; Poales; Poaceae
Product: wall-associated receptor kinase-like 6
Biological process (GO): protein phosphorylation; cell surface receptor signaling pathway
Cellular component (GO): plasma membrane
Molecular function (GO): polysaccharide binding; protein serine/threonine kinase activity; ATP binding
Source: RefSeq, a predicted model, not a curated record